CAGCAAGAAGACCAAGAAAAUAUCAAACCAUUUUAGUAGCAUAGUGCGUGUGUGCAAGGCGGCCAAGCUAUAGCUUAUCAGAUAGUGUGGUUGGGCAAAGAUCUAUUAUCCAUGGCGAGAGUGUACUCUUCCUCUUCGUCUUCGUCGCCGGUGGCGGCGGCGAUGGCAGCGAGUGGGCAGAGGAGGGAGGUGUUCACGGUGUGGAUGAAGUCGCUGGUGCUCAACGGGCGGGGCUGCACCGUGUACGACUCCGGCGGCAGGAUCGUGUACCGCGUGGACAACUACGGCUCCAGGAGCUGCCACGACGUCUGCCUCAUGGACCUCCACGGUGGCAUCGUCCUCAACAUCCUCAAAAAGAAGCUGGCGUUUGGCAAGUGGGAGGGGUACAAGUGGAGCAACGACCGUAAGCAGCAAGCGUGGUUCACGGUGGCCCGGCCGCCGCUCUUUCGCCGGACCAGCCACCAAUCAUCAUCAUCGUCGUGCGAAUUCGAGACCGAACCUGGCCACACGAUGCGAUACAGGAUCGACGGCGGUGAGAAGCGGGCGUGCUGCAGGAUCGUUGACGAGGCGACCGGUGCCGUCGUGGCGGAGGUGAAGAGGAAGGUGACGGCGGGCGGGGUGGCGCUGGGGGAGGACGUGCUGGCGCUGGUGGUGGAGCCUGGCGUCGACCACUCGCUCAUCAUGGGGCUGGUGCUCAUCUACGGGCUCAUGAACCGCACCAUGUGAAUGGAAAGCAAAAGACGAAAUGGCUGUAUCAGAAAGCAGAAACCUCUUCCUUUAUUUCUACAGAAGAACGAGUCGUAGUGUAAUUUUGAUGGGCACUGAUCUGCAAGUAAUUUUGAUACCAUGAUGGGAUGGUCUAGCAAAGAUAGCUCUUUUUUUUUUGCUUCCUUGGCCCUUUCUUUUACUAAGUAAACAUUGUAGUCCUGUUAAGCAUAAUACGAUCAAUAAAAUUGGAUUGUAUUUGGCUU
Brachypodium distachyon (stiff brome) is the source of this 971-nucleotide messenger RNA. Its product is annotated as protein LURP-one-related 11. The record is from RefSeq and is a predicted model, not a curated record. The transcript is spliced from 2 exons. Lineage: Eukaryota; Viridiplantae; Streptophyta; Magnoliopsida; Poales; Poaceae. The coding region runs from base 112 to 726 and encodes 204 amino acids.